AUGACCACCAAUGCGACUCGUCGCGUGUCGCAUCCGCCUUCCCCGGCGACCAGCAUCCUCCUUUUCCUCGUCGCAUUCCGUAUCCUCAAUGCCUUCGUCGUCCGCACAUUCUUCCAGCCCGAUGAAUUCUUCCAGUCGCUGGAACCCGCCUGGCAGAUUGCCUUUGGCCAAGGUGAAGGGAAAGACCGGGGCGCCUGGGUGACGUGGGAAUGGGAACACCAGCUCCGAUCCUCUCUACACCCCUUCCUCUUUGCCGCCAUCUACAAAGUCAUCGACCUUCUCGCUUCCGCUCUCAGCCUCCCAGCCGCGACGCGCGCGGACCUCCUGAUCGCCGGCCCCAAGAUCGCGCAGGCCGUUGUGUCGGCAAUCGGCGAUUUUUACACGUGGAAACUUGCGAGUCGGGUCUACGGAACUGACUCUCGCGGCGCUUGGACUGCGUUGAUCGUCACCGUCCUCAGUCCGUGGCAAUUCUUUUGCUCGACGCGGACCUUGUCGAAUUGCUUGGAAACGACUCUAACAAUUGUCGCGUUGGACCUGUGGCCAUGGAAAUGGUCAGCAGGCGCUGUAUCCGAUGAUGAACUCAGCAAGAGUGCUACCGAGAGGGGCAGGGCCGAAAAUCAGAAGCUUCUGUGGAGGUACGAGAAUCACCAAAUUCAAUCGAAGCAGCCGCUGACCCGCAUCGCAUAUAGUCUACGCCAAUGUCUGUGCCUGGCAGCUUUCGCCUGUAUCCUCCGACCCACCAAUAUCUUGAUCUGGGCGACCCUGGCUAGUGUCGCUUGGGUUCGGACAUUCUGGCUGCAGCGCAAAGUCCUUGUGCGCGAAACCCUGCUUUGCGGUUCCGCGGUUCUUGCAGUGACCGCCGUUUCAGAUCGUCUCUUCUAUGGGUUUUGGACUUUCCCUCCGCUUCGAUUCCUGUACUUCAACCUUGCCCAGUCACUGGCAGUCUUCUAUGGCCGGAACAGAUGGGACUACUACAUCACUGAGGGCUAUCCACUUUUGCUCACCACUGCGCUGCCGUUCGCCAUUGUCGGUCUCUAUCGCACCUUGAAGAUUCGAGCGUAUUCUCCCGCCGACCAAGUGCAGACAACGAUCCGAGUACAGCUGGCGACAGUAUGCCUUGUGAUGCCAUUUGUCCUGUCUCUGAUUGCCCACAAGGAGGUGCGCUUCAUCUACCCUUUGCUCCCAUCGCUGCACAUUCUCGCUGCGCCGCCUCUCGUACAGUAUUUCUACCCAGCUGUAUACUCGCGGUCGUCUCGUCACACUCCUCAGAGACUUGCUCUCCUCUUCCUCGUAUUUGCCAACCUGGUGAUCGCUUUUUAUACCACCGUAUACCAUGGUUCAGGAGCUUUGGAUGUCCUGACUUACCUCCGCAACCAACAUGACAGACAUGCUGCGGACGGACGAGAUACACCUUAUAGCCACUUGGUGGGCACCAUCCCCGAGCCAGGGAUCACAGCAGGCUUCUUGAUGCCUUGCCACAGCACACCUUGGCGCUCGCACCUCGUCUAUCCCUCCAUCAAUGCAUGGGCACUGUCCUGUGAACCCCCGGUCGACUUCAGCGAGGAGGAGAAAGCCGUGUACCGCGACGAAGCAGACCAAUUCUACGAUGACACGAGUCAAUUCCUCCGCAAACACAUGGUCGGUGGCCUCCACCGUAUUCCCCGACGACCCAGCUACGUUUUAGGCUCCAUGUCACUCUCCACGCCCGUCAACCCAAACCAACACCAGUGGCCAGACUACCUCAUCUUCUUCGCCCAGCUCGAGCCAACCCUUCACAGCCUCCUCCGCGCAUCUUCGUACGGCGAAUGUUGGCGAACUCACAACACUCACUGGCACGACGACUGGCGCCGCCACGGAGACAUAAUCGUCUGGUGUCUCGACCCAAGGGAACAAGAUUCCUGGCGCACCGAGACUCGUCGACGUGAAACAGAGAGCCUAGACCACCAAUUCGACCGAAUCGUCGAAGCAAUCAAGAAAGAAGCCCUAGGCCAACGAAAGCGCACAUGGCAAUCCUUCAUUCCAUCCCUGUCCAAGCCCUCUUCAUCUUCAACCUGGACAACCUGGAACCGCUCCGCCAAGUCCCUAUUCGCACCCCAAUCUCCAAGGACAUGGCCCUGGACCACCCGUUCUCGUAUGGAUACAUUCUUAUCAAGAUUCCGCAAACCAAGCCCCGUCGUUCGGACCUGGAUUCCUUCUUUGCCUUCUUGGAAUUCUCUACCUUCACCUUCGUGGCCUUCUUGGCCUUCUUUUUUGGGAGGUGAGUCGAAAACCAAGCACAUCCCAGCCCGCGACUUAUGGUCAUGA
Molecule: messenger RNA, 2304 nt
Organism: Penicillium atrosanguineum
Lineage: Eukaryota; Fungi; Ascomycota; Eurotiomycetes; Eurotiales; Aspergillaceae
Gene: gpi10
Product: putative glycosylphosphatidylinositol-alpha 1,2 mannosyltransferase
Exons: 4
Coding region: 1-2304 (767 amino acids)
Biological process (GO): GPI anchor biosynthetic process
Cellular component (GO): endoplasmic reticulum membrane
Molecular function (GO): alpha-1,2-mannosyltransferase activity
Source: RefSeq, a predicted model, not a curated record